Molecule: messenger RNA, 2096 nt
Organism: Odobenus rosmarus divergens (Pacific walrus)
Lineage: Eukaryota; Metazoa; Chordata; Mammalia; Carnivora; Odobenidae
Gene: DNTT
Product: deoxynucleotidyltransferase, terminal
Exons: 11
Coding region: 154-1698 (514 amino acids)
Biological process (GO): double-strand break repair via nonhomologous end joining
Cellular component (GO): nucleus
Molecular function (GO): DNA nucleotidylexotransferase activity; DNA binding; DNA-directed DNA polymerase activity
Source: RefSeq, a predicted model, not a curated record
CUUCAGCACGAAGCUGUCAGCAGGGCAGAGCCCAAGAAACCUUGCCCUGGAUGAGAAUCUACUAGUAAGAUGACAUCAGAACUCUUCAUAUAGGAGGGCAGGCUCUCCCUCACUUCUGGAGACAUCAUUUGAUGGCACAGAUACAAGCAUCGGAUGCCUCUUCCCAUGGAUCCUUUGCAAAUGGUCCACUCGGGCCCUCGGAAGAAGAGGCCCAGGCAAACGGGUGCCUCAAUGGUCUCUCCUCCUCAUGACAUCAAAUUUCAGGAUUUGGUCCUCUAUAUUUUAGAGAAGAAAAUGGGAACCACCCGCAGAGCCUUCCUCAUGGAGCUGGCACGAAGGAAAGGAUUCAGGGUCGAAAAUGAGCUCAGUGAUUCCAUCACCCACAUUGUGGCCGAAAACAACUCUGGCGCAGAGGUCCUGGAGUGGCUGCAGGUACAGAAUAUGAAAACCAGCUCACAGCUAGAACUCCUUGACGUCUCCUGGCUGAUAGAAUCAAUGGGAGCAGGAAGACCAGUGGAGAUGCUGGGGAAACACCAGCUUGUAAGUGUGAGAAGAGACCAUUCAGCUAGCCCCAACCCAGAGCUCCAGAAGACUCCACCACUUGCUGUAAAAAAGAUCUCUCAAUACGCAUGUCAGAGAAGAACCACUUUAAACAACUGUAACCACAUCUUCACGGAUGCCUUUGAGGUACUGGCUGAAAACUAUGAGUUUAAAGAAAAUGAAGUCUUCUGCCUGGCAUUUAUGAGAGCAGCUUCUGUACUUAAAUCCCUGCCCUUCACAAUCAUCAGUAUGAAGGACACAGAAGGAAUUCCCUGUCUGGGGGACAAAGUGAAGUGUGUCAUAGAGGAAAUUAUUGAAGAUGGAGAAAGUUCUGAAGUUAAAGCUGUGUUAAAUGAUGAACGAUAUCAGUCCUUCAAACUCUUUACUUCUGUGUUCGGAGUGGGAUUGAAGACAUCUGAGAAAUGGUUCAGGAUGGGUUUCAGAACUCUGAGUAAAAUAAAGUCGGACAAAACCCUGAAAUUCACACCAAUGCAGAAAGCAGGAUUCCUCUAUUAUGAAGACCUCGUCAGCUCUGUGACCAGGGCGGAAGCGGAGGCAGUUGGCGUGCUGGUUAAAGAGGCCGUCUGGGCAUUUCUGCCUGAUGCCUUCGUCACCAUGACAGGAGGAUUCCGGAGAGGUAAGAAGAUUGGGCAUGAUGUGGAUUUUUUAAUUACCAGCCCCGGGUCAAGAGAUGAAGAAGAGGAACGACUUUUACCGAAAGUGAUGAACUUAUGGGAAAGGAAGGGAUUACUUUUAUACUGUGACUUUGUGGAGUCGACAUUUGAAAAGUUAAAGUUGCCUAGCAGGAAUGUGGAUGCUUUAGAUCAUUUUCAAAAAUGCUUUCUGAUUUUAAAAUUGCACCAUCGGAGAGUGGACAGUGGCAAGUACAGCCAGCAAGAAGGAAAGACCUGGAAAGCCAUCCGCGUGGACCUGGUCAUGUGUCCCUAUGAGCGCCGUGCCUUUGCCCUGCUGGGCUGGACUGGCUCACGGUUUGAGAGAGACCUCCGGCGCUAUGCCACGCAUGAGCGGAAGAUGGUGCUGGACAACCAUGCAUUAUAUGACAAGACCAAGAAAAUAUUCCUCAAAGCAGAAAGUGAAGAAGAAAUUUUUGCACAUCUGGGAUUGGAUUACAUUGAACCAUGGGAAAGAAAUGCCUAGAAAAAGUUGUCAACUUUUUUUCAGCUUUUUUUUUCGGGUUAAAUAAAUUAUGCUUCAUAUUGUAGUAAAGAUGCCUUAGGAAAAGAUGAGAUUCUUUAAGCCUUAUUGAAAUGCAGAUUGCCGUUAGGAAUAGUUUUGGAAACUUGAUAAGGCAGCACCUGGUAAUGGGUUAUGCUCUAGUAAGCCAUUCAUAUGACCGUUGCUUAGAAUUCACAACGCAUUUUUCCAUAGAAAUGAUGUCGAAAUUGGUGGCUUAUUUCAGGGAAGCUCAUCAAAGCCCACUUUGCCCACAGUGUAGCUGAGAUACUGUAUAUUUGCAAUAAAAAUAGGAGGAAACAAGAGAUGGUGGAGUCUUAUUUUUCACUCAAAUACUAUAAAAAUAUUCUAAACAAAAAUGU